Messenger RNA from Darwinula stevensoni, 1517 nucleotides. The record is from the annotation of a GenBank genome assembly. NCBI's taxonomy places the organism in Eukaryota, Metazoa, Arthropoda, Ostracoda, Podocopida, Darwinulidae.
AGGGGCGAGUUCGUUCAGAGACGAGGAUCAUAUACAGUGCAUGCGCCUAAGCUUGUGUCGUCGUGAGCUUCGUUCAGGCAUCGUCUCAUCCGCCCGUUGCCGACACAUUAUCCGUUGAUUGCAGUAUGCAAGACGAUUGGAACUUGGUCCGUGAUCAUUUGACGUCUUCCCGAGGAUUGAAACUCGUCUCGCAAGAUAAAACACAGACAUCAGAUAUCCUGUUCAUCCCUUUCCCUACUUCAUAUCGGACGAUGAUCUUCUCACGCAUCUUCUCCUUCUCCAUCCUAUACGUGGUGUCAGGGAUGCUCGACCAGGCAUGCCAUACGCCAGACAUCCUACCCUGCACCUGCCAAGCUGACUAUACCAUUCACCCUUCAGCUCCUAAGAUGAGAGUGGACUGUUCGAGGGCCAACACAAGUAAAGAAAUCUUCUCGGCACUAAACAAUUUUUCCAUCACCCAACUCUGGGAAUUCCGCGUGACUAAUAACAAGAAGUUGCAAGAACUUCCUGAGGGAAUCUUUGGUCAUCUUUCCUUAGAGAAUAUAUACUUGAACAACACCGGCGUGAGGACGAUCCAUCCAUCGGUCAUCCUUUCCUCCAAAGAUCGGCUCGUGAACAUGACGAUCGAAUACAGUCUCCUCGAGGAAUUCCCGUUCCAUCUUCUAUCAAGCCUCCCUCGUCUCACAAAACUUCGUUUACCUCACAAUUCCCUGACCUCGGUUCCUGCCGUCCGGACCGACUCUCUCGAGACGCUCAAUCUUGAAUACAAUAACAUUUCUAUAAUGGAAGAGGUCGGAUGGGCGACACCCAACUUGAGGAAACUCUCCCUCAGUGGAAAUCCAAUUUCGACGCUGCCCUCUGCGAUGAUCAAAAACCAAAAGAAACUGGAAGAAUUUUCUUGUUCCAAGUGCAAACUGGGACCCAUCCUUUCAAAUGGGCAGUUGGAAUUCCACAGCAAGGCUUUGAAGGACGUCUACUUGAAGAUGAAUGACAUCUCGAGGCUCGAGCCAGGAGCCAUCACAGGUAUCACAUCUGGCACGAGGGUUUACCUUUCGAGCAACAAGAUCGCUAAAUUGGAUGCGAAGUCUUUCCAUGGCAUACUACAUGUCCUAUCCCAGGGAGAUGGAACCCUUGCCCUAUCUGACAACCCGAUCCGGUGUGGUUGCGAAUUAGAAUGGCUGGUGCGCGAUCCUGAAUUGCUAAGAAAAAUUCACGGGUCGUGCGAGAAUGGCACCGUCUUGAAAGCCCUGGGUCGGGAUUCCUUCAAAGAUUGUCGCACGUGUCCUUACGAGUGUGUCGACGCUCAGAGCAAAAAUGCCAGGCACCGCCCUGACGAGCUCGGCGAAAAGUACGUGUCCCAUCGGUUUCAAGUGUGUAAAUGUCGACUUCAUCGCCAUGUGCGACCUGUGCAGCGUAAGCCUCUCCUUAUCGUGUCCUUCCGCAAAGCAAGUCUGUUGUUGGAUCCCGGAGAGGCCACCCUGUCCAUCGACCCACUCCUGUCUUCAUUCCUCUGUUAA